AUGACCGCAUCUGUGCUGCUACAUUCACACUGGAUUGACCCGGUGAUGUUCCUUUACGACAGCGCCCUGGAUGACAGAAGCAAAAAUAUGGAAAGUUUCCCUGGAGGCAACUUUACUGCAAGUCAAUGCAGGAAUUUGUUAGCGCAUCCAACUUCUUUGGCUCCCAGCACUUACACGAGCGACGUGCCAGUGUCUGGCAUGGGUGAGCCUGGGAAGCAGUGCAGUCCCUGCUCAGCCACCCAGAGCUCUCCCAACGCCUCUUUGCCUUAUGGAUACUUUGGCAGCAGUUAUUACCCGUGUCGAAUGUCCCAUGGUAGCGUAAAGACCCAGGCCAAUGCAUAUACGGACAAGUAUGUGGACUCUCCGCUGUCUGGAGAUGACUUCUCAACUCGGGCAAAAGAGUUCUUUUAUCAGGGAUACUCCUCGACUCCUUACCAGCCCAGCUACCUGGAUGUGCCAGUAGUGCCCGCGCUCAGUGCGCCAUCAGAGCCCAGACAUGAGUCUCUGCUGCCAAUGGAGACGUACCAGCCUUGGGCCAUCACAAACAGUUGGAGUGGUCAAGUUUACAGCGCCAAGGAGCAACCUCAAGCAAACACGUUGUGGAAGCCCUCCCUACAAGACAGUGUCUCUGGAGGGGACAGUUCCAUGCGUCGUGGGAGGAAGAAGCGUGUGCCCUACACCAAAGUGCAGCUCAAAGAACUUGAAAGGGAAUACGCCACCAAUAAAUUCAUCACCAAAGAUAAACGGAGGAGGAUAUCUGCGCAGACAAACCUGACAGAGCGGCAGGUGACAAUCUGGUUUCAAAACAGGCGCGUGAAGGAAAAGAAGGUUGUUAAUAAGUUCAAGAGUUCUGGUUAG
Messenger RNA from Boleophthalmus pectinirostris (great blue-spotted mudskipper), 858 nucleotides. It is a transcript of the gene hoxa13b, whose product is annotated as homeobox A13b. Gene Ontology annotation, biological process: regulation of transcription by RNA polymerase II. Bases 1 to 858 code for a protein of 285 amino acids. The transcript is spliced from 2 exons. Gene Ontology annotation, molecular function: RNA polymerase II cis-regulatory region sequence-specific DNA binding; DNA-binding transcription factor activity, RNA polymerase II-specific. The record is from RefSeq and is a predicted model, not a curated record. NCBI's taxonomy places the organism in Eukaryota, Metazoa, Chordata, Actinopteri, Gobiiformes, Gobiidae.